AUGGCCAACAGCCGCAGAGAAUCAUUUGCUACGGGUCCCCCGCUAUUCUCUCCCAAGACCGAGGACUGGCAGUCUGUCGAUAUGCAAUCCAUCCCCUCCAACAACCCUUAUGUCGACCCGCAAGACGCCGCCGGCUACCUGCGGAUGGACCACGAACACAGCCAUCCCUACAGCGCGCCCUCAACAAGCUCAUGGGGCAUGGCCGCUCAGACUUCUCUCCCCCCAUUUGACCCGGCUGUGGCCGCUGGUUUCGAGAUUCCUGCCUCAAUCUACCAGAACGCCGCUCAUGCCCCCAUGCCCUUCCCCAACAUGUUUGGCUCCAUGUCCGCCGAACAGAAGCACGACCAGGCGUCCCCCAGGAGCGAGUGGCCUGCCACCUCCCAGCCCAUACAUCAGACUGCUACUGCUGCUGCAGUUGCCGCUGAUGGCGACCAGCUUGCCUCACCGGGCGACCUUCGCCGUGACGGUGUCCGCAAGCGGAAUGCGCGCUUUGAAAUCCCCCCAGACCAUAACUUGAACAAUAUCGAUCAACUCAUUGCCGAAUCUUCCAAUGAGAUGGAAAUCAAGGAGCUCAAGCAGCAGAAGCGUCUUCUUCGCAACCGGCAAGCUGCCCUGGACUCUAGGCAACGCAAGAAGCAGCAUACGGAGAGGCUGGAGGAUGAAAAGAAGCAGUAUACGGCAACCAUUGGGGAGCUUGAUAUGGAGGUCAACACAAUACGGCAUCAGCUGGAGGAGUCUCGUCACGAAGCCCAACUGUACAGGCAGUAUUGCGAAACUCUCACACUUCAAAAGGAUGAGUUGAUUCGCAAUCACACCAUCGAGUCGCGCGAGCUACGCAAGAAAAUUAGUGUGCUCACCGAGAACAUUGCUGCCCUCGAAAACAACUCGGCGCCUACUCCUGGGCCCAGUGGCAACACCAUCAACGGGCCAUUCGGGGAGGUCGACGCCAUGUGCAUGCCUGGUGGUUGGGAUAAUUCCAACUUCCUGCAUCAGUAUGGCAUGAUGCCCGAGGCCCCCAAGCAGAGCAUACAACCCUCCGUGGCCAAGAAGGCUCACUCCAGCUCCCCUGCAGAAGGAGAAAAGACAGCCACUCAAGGCGGCCUUCUCUUCAUGCUCUUCCUUGUUGGCGCUUUUGUCAUGUCAAGUCCUUCCCCACCUGCCAUUCCUCACGUUUCCGAGGAUGUUCGCUCCGCCUCUGCAGCACUCCUUGACAACGUUUUGAAGGAGGCUGGGAUGCCCUCAUCCACCGCCGUGCAACCCCUUCAAUCUCAACACGCCUCGGUCAAUUGGGGCGAUAUGUCGACCGGCGCUCCGAUGACUGGCGUGUUAACCGGGGGUGUGACUGCGCCGAUGCUCGGCGAUCUCAAUGACUUUAUCCAGCCAAGCCGCGAGCAGACCAACGAACAGGCCUUUUCCAUGUCUGCAGCACAAUACAACGGUGUAAGCGACCAAACCUUCUUGCAGAACGGGCACCCGGAAAGGGUGCCCGAGCAGAGCCAGGGGCGUAAGAAUCUGGCCGCAGCACUGUCGGAGAUUCGCGCCACCAACAAGCAAUCCGGGUCCGCCGACGUGUACACGCGCACGCUUCUCUGGGAUCAAAUCCCGCGAGAUGUGGUGCGAGACUUUAUAAAGAUGUUUGCGGACAACAACGCCGCACAGAUUGACCCGCAGCAAUGCAACGAAAUCAUGUCCUGA
Molecule: messenger RNA, 1695 nt
Organism: Cordyceps militaris CM01
Lineage: Eukaryota; Fungi; Ascomycota; Sordariomycetes; Hypocreales; Cordycipitaceae
Product: bZIP transcription factor, putative
Exons: 1
Coding region: 1-1695 (564 amino acids)
Biological process (GO): regulation of DNA-templated transcription
Molecular function (GO): DNA-binding transcription factor activity
Source: RefSeq, a predicted model, not a curated record